CCCCGCGCCCCGCAGGACCAUGGCCGCGGGACGCAGCCGCCGGGAGCCGCCGCGCGGAUGCCGGGGCGCCCCUCCCUAGCCGGGCGCAGCCUCCUCGUCUCCCGGCCGGCCGGCCGCAUGGGGGGCGGCGGGUCGGCCCUGCGGGUCUGCGCCGACCACCGCGGGGGCAUCAACUGGCUCAGCCUGAGCCCGGACGGGCAGCGCCUGCUGACGGGCAGCGAGGACGGCACGGCCCGGCUCUGGAGCACCGCGGACGGCCAGUGCUGCGCACUCCUGCAAGGGCACGAGAGCUAUGUGACCUUCUGCCAGCUGGAGGACGAAGCUGCCUUCACGUGCAGCGCUGACCACACCAUCAGGAAGUGGGACGUGCGCACCGGGCAGUGUCUGCAGGUCUUCCGAGGACACACGUCCAUCGUGAACAGGAUCCUGGUCGCCAACAACCAGCUCUUCAGCAGCUCCUACGACCGCACAGCUCGAGCCUGGAGCGUGGACGGGGGGCAGGUGUCCCAGGAGUUCCGGGGCCACCGCAACUGCGUGCUGACCCUAGCCUACUCUGCACCCUGGGACCUGCCUGGGGCUCCAUGUGCCGAGGAGGUUGGGGGGCUCCUGGUGACGGGCAGCACGGAUGGCACGGCCAAGGUGUGGCAGGUGGCCAGUGGCUGUUGCCACCAGACGCUGCGGGGCCACACGGGGGCCGUGCUCUGCCUUGUGCUGGACACGCCCAGUCACACCGCCUUCACCGGCAGCACCGACACCACCAUCCGUGCCUGGGACAUCCUGAGCGGGGAGCAGCUGCGGGUGUUCAGGGAGCACCAGGGCUCUGUCAUCUGUCUGGAGCUCGUGAACCGGCACGUAUACUCGGGCAGCGCCGACAGGACGGUCAAGUGCUGGCUGGCCGACACCGGGGAGCGCGUGCGCACGUUUGCGGCCCACCGACAUAGCGUGAGCGCCCUCAAGUACCAUGCAGGCACCUUGUUCACGGGCAGCGGGGACGCCCGCGCGCGCGCCUUCGACGCCCAGUCCGGAGCGCUGCAGAGGGUGUUCCGCGGUCACGCCUUCGUCAUUAACUGCAUCCAGGUGCACGAACAGGUGCUCUACACGGCCUCGCAUGACGGCGCGCUGCGCCUCUGGGACGUGCGCGGCCUCCCGUGCGCCCCACCGCCGCGCCCCACCGCCCCCGCGCGCAGCCGCUCCCGCCUCUUCAGCAACAAGGUGGGCUGCGCCGCCGCGCCCCUGCAGCCCGCCUGA
Messenger RNA from Odobenus rosmarus divergens (Pacific walrus), 1248 nucleotides. It is a transcript of the gene WDR86, whose product is annotated as WD repeat domain 86. Bases 58 to 1248 code for a protein of 396 amino acids. NCBI's taxonomy places the organism in Eukaryota, Metazoa, Chordata, Mammalia, Carnivora, Odobenidae. The transcript is spliced from 6 exons. Gene Ontology annotation, molecular function: protein binding. The record is from RefSeq and is a predicted model, not a curated record.